UACUAUGGACCUCAACCUUAAUGAGCUUCGUAGUCCUGACCCGGGGCCCAGAGAUGGGUUAAUUCUACGUUUACAAUAGUAGCACCGCUCUCGAGAAGUUUGGGAAGCUGAUUGCACGCGGCCUGUGGAUUCAAAAAAAGUCAGAGUUCGUAGUGCCAAGAAAAGUAUACGAGCAUUGCCAUGGCCGUCACCCCCAGUUUUAGAGUUGAUACGACGUGCCCGUUUAGAGGGCCUUUUUUCAUUGCUGUUUGUGUCCGUGGAUUGGGGUCUCAUUACGGCACUUUUGGAGCGAUGGCGGCCUAAGGCACACACGUUCCACUUGUGGCCUGGUGAGUCCACAAUCACGCUACAAGAUGUUGAGGUUUUGUUAGGCAUUCCGGUUGAAGGUAAACCUGUGACUAGAAAUACAAACUUGAAGCCUCAUGAUUUGUGUAAACGUCUAUUGGGGGAACAACCUACAGAAGAGUUGGACAUAAAUGGGAUGAAGGUCAAGGCCAGCUGGUUAAGUGAUAAGUUCACUGGCCAGGUAGAGGAAGGGGCUGACCCAGAGGUUGUUGCGCGCCGUGCAUGUGGCUACUUGUUGUUGCUUAUGGGGGAAACUAUAUUUGCUGACCACUCAAGGGGAUAUGUGCACUUGGCUAACCUAGAACAUUUGGAGAACUUUGAUGAAGCUGGGGCGUAUAGUUGGGGCAGUGGUGCUCUUGCCAAUCUCUACCAUAACCUAUGCCAUGGUUGUAAGGCUGGCACAAAACAGAUUACAGGCUUCUUCAUACUGUUGCAGGUUUGGGCUUGGGAGUGGUUGCCCUAUUUUGCCCCAGGACGAUUAGGGAAGCGUGCUCCGAAGGCUGGUGCUCCACUUAUUAGACGGUGGGACGAUGCAUUUCAUUCCCCUAACUUGUCGACCCAUCUCGUAGGCGCUUACAGGUACCACCUUGACAUCCAGAGACCGGAUGAGGUCAUUUGGACCCCAUAUAGUGAGGAGCUCCUUGAGUCUCUACCAGAAUAUUGUCGGGCUGGCAGAGCUAUUUGGCGGGCUACUAUUCCCCUAAUAUAUUAUGUUGUUUGUCAAUAUCACCAGCCCGAGCGAGUCAUGUGCCAAUUUGGUUUCUGCCAAUGCAUCCCCCCACCGUCUCACUCUUUAGAUCUGCCACACAGUAAAACCCUUCAAAGUGGUGCGUUAGAUUGGGUCUUGAAGUACCGAAUAAUUAUAGAAGUUUGGAAUAAUAGACUUAAUCUAGUCGUACCGCCGGGUGAUAUUGACUUAGUUUAAUACCCCUUAGACGACCCUUACACGGCUCGGUAUGAUAGGAUUACCAGGCGUUGUAUUGGCCGUGUUGGUUGUGGUGUAGAUGGAGUGACUCGUUGUCUUAAGGCCCUCAAUAUGCUGGGGGUCCCCGCCCCUUACCGAGAUGUUGCUUUGGCGGGGCUUAUGCACAUGGGCAUGUUCGAAAAGUUUUUGCGCCUUUAACCCCCACAACACGGUGUUUUUAAG
Molecule: messenger RNA, 1492 nt
Organism: Rhododendron vialii
Lineage: Eukaryota; Viridiplantae; Streptophyta; Magnoliopsida; Ericales; Ericaceae
Product: serine/threonine-protein phosphatase 7 long form homolog
Exons: 6
Coding region: 482-1270 (262 amino acids)
Biological process (GO): meristem development; meristem maintenance
Source: RefSeq, a predicted model, not a curated record